GCACAGAUCUGUCAUUGCAGACCAGACGCAUACAAGCUCUGGGACUCAACAGACUCAUCUCUACGAGUCAAGCAACAGGACCUUCAAGACAGAGCAAAGGAAGCAGCCACCAUGGCAAAAAACUUAUACAUAUCCAAGGUCGCCGCCGCUGCUUUUAUCGUCCUUACUGUCUCUUCUAUAGCUGGCAUUGUCACCAUGAUCAUUUUGUACAAAACUCAGAUCUCUACAAUGAACCCAACACCCCGUCCAACCUUCCCGUCCACCACCAUGGGACCACCACCUGUCAUGCGACUGCCAAGGAAUCUCAUACCUGAGAGUUACGAGAUCUUCCUCCAGCCUCACCUCUACAGCAAAAUCAUCGAGGUGGUAAAUGUGACCAGUCCCAACCAGACACUGCUUUUCACGGGAAAUUCUACUGUCAACUUUCAUUGUGUUGAGAGGACUCGCACCAUCUACCUCCACAGCAAGGACCUGACAGUUUCUAACCCUGUGGUGAUGAACAAAAACACAAAUAAGAAGAUGGGUGUUUCUGCAGUAAAGCAUCAUGAAGACCCGAGUAACUUUCUUGAGAUCCAGUUGAAUGAUAUUCUGGAGCAAGGAAACUACAGUUUGUCUCUGGCUUUUAAGGGAGAAUUAUCAGAAUAUAAUGAAGCGCUGUAUGUAAGCUCAUAUUUUGAUGGUUUCCCAGCUUAUGAAGGUGAUACAAAUGCAGAGAGAUUCCUUGCCGCCACCAACGUGGCACCAACAGAUGCCAGGAGAGUGUUUCCUUGUUUCGAUGAGCCAGAAAUGAAGGCCGUGUUUCAUGUGACUAUCAUCCACAGGCGAGACACAACAGCUCUCGGAAAUGCAAAAAUGCAUGGCUCUAAUAUCAUAGAUGAUUGGAAAUACACUCGUUUUCAUCCAACACAGAGGAUGUCAACAUACUUGUUUGCCUUCAUGGUCUCAGAGUUUACGUCAACCUCCUCCCCACAUGAUCGCGUGGAAAUUAAAACAUAUGCACGUCCUGAGGCCACAGCAGCAGGACAUGCUCAAUACGCAGCCAACAUCACCGGGAAGAUUCUCAAGUUCUAUGAGAAUCAUUUUGACAUUGAAUACUCACAGCAAAAACUAGAUCAAAUUGCACUGCCAGACUUAAAUCCUUCAGCAAUGGAAAACUGGGGACUGGUCACAUACCAGGAGGGAGACCUGCUCUAUGAGGAGGGAAUGUCCUCAUUGCUGCACAAGGAACUAAUUGCUAAUCUAAUUGCACAUGAGCUGGCACAUCAGUGGUUUGGAAAUCUGGUAACAAUGAAAUGGUGGAAUGAUAUUUGGCUGAAUGAGGGCUUUGCCACCUAUAUGUCCUACAUUGCAGUGGAUCAUGUUGAGCCUUCAUUCAAAGUAAGAGAAACAUUUGUUGCCAACGACCUCCAUACAGCAUUUAAGGAGGAUGCCCUGGCCUCAUCCCAUCCCCUCAGUCCUCCACAGGAAGAUGUCCAGACAACUUCUGAGAUCAUGGAGAUGUUUGAUGCAAUAACCUACUGUAAGGGAGCAAUUGUGCUGAGAAUGCUGGCAGACAUUGUGGAAGAAAGAGUUUUCAACAAAGGGAUCAAAACGUACCUCAGGGAUUUUAGCUAUAAAACCACUGACCAGAACAACCUCUGGGAUUAUAUACAAAAGGCUGUAGGUGAGGAUGGUGGUCACACUGAGGUUGCCAAGGUGAUGGACACCUGGACCAAGCAAAUUGGCUAUCCUGUCAUCACCAUCAACACUACGAGUGGAGAAAUCUAUCAGAAGCACUUCCUGUUCAAUGACUCCUCUGAAUCUAGUCUUUGGUGGUACAUCCCGAUCAGAGUCAUGUCCAAUACAAUGGGACCUUCUCUUGUCUGGUUAGAAACCACUGACACAGUAACGAAAGACGAAUUCAUUUCUAAGAAUGGAGAGUGGAUCCUGGCAAAUGUAAACUGUACUGGAUACUACAGAGUCAAUUACAAUCAAGAGAACUGGGACAGCCUCUUGACUCAGCUGGUAACCAACCCACAUCGGAUACCACUAAUGAACAGAGGGCAGCUUAUUGAUGAUGCAUUUAACUUGGCAAGGGCCAAACUUCUCAGCGUGACUCUGGCUCUGAAUUCAACCCGCUUCCUUCGCACUGAGCACGAGUACCUUCCCUGGGAGUCAGCUGUUAGGAACCUUGAGUACUUUAUCCUCAUGUUUGACCGCUCUGAGGUGUAUGGACCCAUGCAGGCGUACCUCAGGGAACAAGUUAGGGGCCUGUACAACUUCUUCAGGAACUAUACAGACCAUUCACAAGUACCAAAGGACCACGCUUUACAGCAUAACCAGAUCAUCGCCAUACAGAUGGCAUGCUCCAAUGGACUCCCAGAAUGUAUGAUGAUGGCUAAAGAGAUGUUUGCCAAAUGGAUGAACAACGAUACCAACAACAUCCACCCCAACCUGCGGUCUGUAAUCUACUGCCAAGCUGUGGCUUUUGGUGGGAGGACAGAAUGGGAGUUUGCCUGGAACAAGUUUCAGAGUUCCAGUGACACCUCAGAGAAAGAGCAGCUCCGCGGAGCUCUGUCCUGCACCAAGAAGAUAUGGCUACUCAGCAGAUACCUGGAGUACACUUUGAACCCUGAGAGGAUUCGACUGAUGGAUGUUGCUUCCACUAUAAACUACAUAGCCAGGAACGUGGCGGGGCAGGCGCUGGCCUGGAACUUUAUCAGAGCACACUGGGAAUAUGUUAGUCAGGGGGAUCCAGCCAUGCUGAUUGAGGGAGUGACCAGCAGGUUCUCGACACAGUAUGAACUGGAGGAGCUGGUGCGGUUUGCGAAUGAUUAUGAUCUGGGUUUUGCUACCAGGGCGGUGCAGCAGGCUAUAGAGCAAACCCAAGUCAACAUCCAGUGGGUCAGCGAGAACAAAGACAUUAUACUAGAGUGGUUUGAAAGAGAAACAGCUUUGUAAAGUGAAAAAACAACUUUUGUGUUUGGAGCCUCAUCUAUCAGUGGUGCUAGUAUAGCAUCUCUCCAGCUGAAUACAUCGAAGACAUCCCUACUCAUCUUAAUCCACUUCAAAAACAAGAACUGAUCAUGAUUUUUUUUCUGGUCUAUUUUUGCAGUGUUUAUGGACAGCAUUAUUUAUGCAGUAUAUUCAGUGGAAACAGGCAAAUCAACAAGAUUUUUACUCCAAUGUUUGUGAUUUAGCUGAUACAGUAUCAGUCAACAAACAACAACAAAAAAAACAUCACUUUUUUCCUGUUGCUGUUGCCAAUUAUCAAAAUUAUUUUACAGUGGAAAAUGGAUCAAAAUGUCCAUUAAAUUAAUUCCAUGGCAAAUGGGAAUUUGGUGGUAAAAACAGACUGAUUCAACACAAGUUCGAUGCAACAGCUAAAAUUUGAUUUGACUCCAGAUGAGUCUGAGCCAAAGGACAGGAACCUUGUCUGUUUGUUAAUGUGCAUUACAUAUGUUAUAAUCAAGGAUCCACAUUAUUCUUAUAUGCUGCUGAAUUUGUUAUUUUUAAUAAUACAUCAACACAGUGUUAAACAUGAGACCUUUAAUCUAUUAUAUCAAAUUGUACAUGUUGUAUUUACUGACUUUGUGAUUUAUAAUAAAAACAUGACUAUGAUAAUGAUAA
Messenger RNA from Lates calcarifer (barramundi perch), 3609 nucleotides. It is a transcript of the gene anpeplb, whose product is annotated as alanyl (membrane) aminopeptidase-like b. Gene Ontology annotation, biological process: proteolysis; peptide catabolic process. Lineage: Eukaryota; Metazoa; Chordata; Actinopteri; Centropomidae. Gene Ontology annotation, molecular function: zinc ion binding; peptide binding; metalloaminopeptidase activity. The record is from RefSeq and is a predicted model, not a curated record. Gene Ontology annotation, cellular component: cytoplasm.